CCUUCAACGUUUCAAUGAAAAAAUGAAAAGUCCAACAUUAGAGAGAUAUGGUACAAACCAUUCCUCAGAUGAAACACCAGUACUGGAUAUAAAACGAUUUCGUGCUGCAUCCUUACAGGGAGGUUAUGCAACUGAUUGGGUUCCAUAUGAAAACGUCCAGAAGAACGUCGAAAAAACCGAAAGAGAAUUGGGCUUAUACAGCUUAUAUAAUCUUCUUGAGGCCAUCUUUACUUUUCCGGAUGAAUACAGAUGCAAGCAAUAA
Messenger RNA from Funneliformis caledonium, 262 nucleotides. NCBI's taxonomy places the organism in Eukaryota, Fungi, Glomeromycota, Glomeromycetes, Glomerales, Glomeraceae. The record is from the annotation of a GenBank genome assembly.